AUGAUCUCUUUUUGCGAUGAUACUGCGCCGCCGUCCGCCAGCCGAUCACCGCAGGUGUUUACACCAGUGUACUCGGCGGCCUCGGUAGAUACAAGUGUCGACCACGACAGUGCGGCACCACAGGCCAACGACGAUGAUAUCGCCAUCGUUGGCAUGGCCUGCCGCGUGCCUGGAUCCAACAACUCUCCCGCCGAGCUGUGGCAGUACCUGCUCAACAAGGGCGACGCCUCGGGCACCAUGCCGGCAAUGCGUUGGGAGCCCUAUAACCACCGCCACCCGAAAAACGCAGGCAUCCUGUCAAGGACCACCUCGACCGGCUACUUUCUAGACCGGAUCGAGGACUUUGACGCCUCCUUCUUUGCUGUCUCGCCCCGCGAGGCCGAGCAGAUUGACCCGCAGCAGCGGAUCACGCUCGAGGUGGCUUGGGAGGCGCUCGAGGACGCUGGUAUCCCGGCGGACUCGCUGUCCGGGUCCGAUACAUCCGUCUACAUGGGUGUCAACUCGGAUGACUAUGGCAAGCUUGUCCUAGAGGACCUCGAGGGCGUGGGUGCACACAUGGGCGUCGGCACUGCCUAUUGUGGUAUCCCUAGCCGCGUGUCGUAUCACCUUGACCUUUUCGGUCCCAGCGUCGCCGUUGACGCUGCGUGCGCUAGCUCCCUCGUUGCCGUGCACCAGGCGCGCCAGGCGAUCCUGGCCGGCGAGACGAAGCUCGCCAUUGCGGGCGGCGUGAACGCUCUCAUCGGCCCCGGGCUCACGCGUGUGCUUGACGAGGCUGGUGCUAUUGCCUCUGACGGCAAAUGCAGAUCAUUUGACGAGUCUGCGCAUGGGUACGGGCGAGGCGAAGGCGCUGGGGCUGUGGUUCUCAAGAAGCUCAGCAAGGCAUUGGUGGACGGGGACCGCGUGCACGCCAUCCUCAAGGGGAGCGCGGUCGCUGCUGACGGACGGACCGUGGGCAUCAUGGCACCCAACAGUGCCGCACAGCAGCUUGUCGCUGUAAAGGCGCUGCGGGAGGCCAAGAUCCCCGCCGAGACCAUCUCAUACAUCGAGGCACAUGCUACCUCGACGCCGCUUGGUGACCCAACCGAGAUGGCAGGCCUGGCCAAGGUUUACGGGGAGGGUGCGCCCCGGCUAUCGUCCUGCCAGGUGGGCUCCAUCAAGUCCAACAUUGGACACCUCGAGGCCGCGGCUGGCGUCAUGGGUCUGAUCAAGGCGGCCAUGGUGCUGAAGCACGGCGUCGUCCCCGGUCAAGCAAACUUGGACACUCUCAGCUCCAAGAUCGAUUGGGCAAACAACCGCAUGAUUGUGAGCAAAGACGCGACGCAGAUCGCAGGGUCGCCUGUCAGCCCGAGACGUGCUGCCGUUGCCUCGUAUGGUUACAGCGGUACCGUCUCUCACGCUAUCCUCGAGGCCAGUCCGGACGCAGCGCCGUCGGUUGCGCCUGACACACCCGACAGUGUCGCAGCGCUCCUCUUCCUUUCCGGGCCGCAGGAAAGCCGGAUCCCCAAGGCGGCUGCGGCUCUCGCCGACUGGCUCGCUUCGCCGGCCGGUGCUUCUGCGCCGCUGCAUCACGUCGCAAACACGCUUGCACGCCACCGAAGUCACCACAGGUUCCGUACUGCUAUCACGGCAACAAGCAAACAAGAGGCCGUCUCACUACUGCGAAGAGUCGCAAGCGGCCAGAGUGACAAGCUCAUCACCAGCGGCCGCGUCGGCACCAGCACGGCCGGUCCAGUGUGGAUCUUCUCGGGCCACGGGGCCCAGUGGCCUACCAUGGGCCAGGAGCUCAUGGCCACACAGUCUGCUUUCGCGCGGACGAUCCAGAAGCUCGAGCCCGUUGUGCGAGCCGAGCUGGAUGGCUUCUCCCUUUCCAAAGCCCUCGAGAAGGGGGAGGAGAGCUGGACCUCGGACGAGAUCCAGGUCCUGACCUUUGCCAUGCACGUGGGUCUCGCCAAUGUGCUGUGCGAGACCGCAGGUCCGCCGUCAGCCAUCGUUGGCCACUCUCUAGGGGAAACGGCAGCGGCUGUCGUCGCCGGCGCCAUCGACUUGGAGGACGGCGCCAGGCUCGUCGCUCGUCGCGCGAGGUUGUACCGUCGUCACAUGGGCAAGGGGGCCAUGGCGCUCGUCUCGCUCGGCGUCGACGAGGUGCGCAAGAAACUCAACGCGAGCACCGAUUACGGUGACAUUGACAUUGCCAUCGAUGCAUCUCCAAGGUCAUGUGUGUUGGCUGGAGCUAGCGAGUUGGUCGGAAAGCUGUCGGAGCAGUGGAAGAGCGAGGACAUACAGGUCCGCGCCGUCAAGUCCGACAUGGCCUUCCACAGCCAGAUGCUACUCGACUUGAUGGAUCCCCUGCGCCGGUGUCUCCCCGACCUCCGCUCCUGGACACCCAAUAUCAAGCUCUACUCAACCUCGGCGCAAGACGCGCGCUUUACUGGCCCCCGCGAUGUGGAAUACUGGGUCAACAACAUGGUAGCACCUGUGCGGCUGCGCGAGGCCACGCAGGCACUCGCCCAAGACGGCCACCGCACGUUCGUCGAGGUAUCGGCGCAUCCCAUUGUCGCCCACUCUGUCUCCGAGACCCUCGAGGCCAUGGAUCUCGACUCGGAUGUGCUCGUGCUGCCGACCAUGCUGCGCAACAAGCCCGUCGUGGAGCGAAUCCUGACCACCGUUGGCGGCCUGCACGUGUCGGGCCAGAAGACGGUAUACACAUCGCACGACGCCAAUCGUCCCUGGCUGUCCGAAGGCGUGCCGCGCACAACCUGGAACCACGAGCCCUACUGGCGCACGGUGGCCAAGGUCCCUCUGUACGAGAUCACUGCCCACAAACCCGAGAACAACACGCUUCUGGGCUCCCGCACCGACAUAUGGGGCACCAAAAACGUCCUGUACCAGACACAGCUGGACGAGGAGAGCCGUCCUUAUCCCGGCCGUCAUCCGCUCCACGGCUCCGAGAUCGUCCCGGCUGCGGUCCUCAUCAACACGUUCCUACACACCAUCGACACGGAGACGAACUGCCUCGAGAGCCUGUCGCUCAAGGUGCCCGUCAUCGUCUCACCGCCCCGGCAGAUCCAGAUCCUGGUGUCCGACCAGCAGCAGAUCUCGCUGACGUCGAGGCUUGCGGAGUCCGGGGGAGCCUGGCUCGUCAACACUACCGGUCGCGUCAUUUCGACCGUGGGAGAUGCUCGCCCUGAGCGCCUCGACCUGGAGAAGCUUCAGACGCGUCUACCAGAGAAGCUUGCCGAGACCUUCUCCAUCAAUUACAUGAGCAAGGUCGGCGUGCCCGAAAUGGGAUUCCCCUGGGCGGUUACGACGCACAGGGCGUUCGGAGACGACGAGUUCCUCGUAUGCGUCGAGACAAACCCCAACCAGGCCGAGUCCCAAGGUCUUAACGACCUAGGUGCCUCCAUCAUGGACGCCGCAACCUCGAUUGCAUCAACCAUCUUCUUCAAGGACCCGCUCCUUCGCAUGCCCACCGCGGUUGACCGCAUCAUCAAGUACGGCCAACUCGAGACCCUCGCACAGGGCUGGAUCUACUGCAAGCGUUCUCAAGACAAAAACAAGCCCUUUGCCGUCAACGUUGUCGUCAGCGACGUGGCCGGCAAUGUUCUCAUCGAGUUCGUCGCCAUGUCCUUUGCCGGGCUCGAGAACGACGCCGUCUCGCGCAAGAGCGCGCGGGGCCUGGUGCACCGGCUCGCAUGGCCGCCCGCCAAGAUGGCUGAGACGCCCAUCAACUUCAGCCACGUGGUGUUGUUCUCAACCGAGCACGAUGGGAAAGAAACCGAGGCCAAGUGCCGGUACACCCGCCAGCUGAUCAAGCGCGGCCAUACCGUCUCUACUGCGCGCGACGUCAAGGAGCUCGCCUCGCUUAGCGACGACACCAUCGUCCUUGACCUCGCGCACAGCAGCGGCUCCUACGCCUCCGUUCUGGAUGCCGCCUCGGGGUCGUGCAACAGCCUCGUCUCGGCUGCGCAGGCCAUGGCGGCCUCGCCAGACUGCAAGGCCAAGCUGUUCUCCAUCGUUCCCCAGCACCACCAAGCCGAAGCCGAGGAUAUUGAUCUCGCCAGUGCGUCGCUAUACGGCCUCGCGCGCAUCAUCAAGUCGGAGCACCCGGAUCUGUUUGGUGGUCUCUUCGAGACGUACGACGGGAAGCUGCCCCUGGCCGCUAUCCGAUACGUAGAGGGCGAGAACAUAGUGAAGCAGGACGACGACGGUGUCGCUCGUGUGGGCCGCCUGCGGCCCUUUGUGGCAGAUGGUAAAGACGCAGACCAAACACCGAAGCAGCUGCGCUUCUCACCCGCCGACACGUACCUCAUCACGGGCGGGCUUGGCGCGCUGGGUCUGGUGGUCGCCAAAUGGAUGGUCAAGCGCGGUGCGCGCCGCCUUUUACUGGUCUCGCGCCGCAGCCUUCCCCUGCGCUCGGAAUGGGCCGCUAUCGACGCCGCGUCGCCGUACCGCAGAAUGGUCGAUGCCGUCGUGGAAAUGGAGGCGGCGGGCGCCACUGUUCAUGUACUGCCCGUGGACAUCAGCGCCCCCGACGCAGCAAAUUCAUUGAGAUUGGCCAUUGACUCCCUGUCUCUGCCCCGUGUAACAGGCGUCGUCCACGCCGCCGGCGUCCUCGCCGACCAGAUGGUGCAGGACGUCGACCGCGCGUCCUUUGACAAUGUCCUCGCGCCCAAGCUCAACGGCGCGCUGGCCCUCGACGAACUCUUCCCGCCCGGCACUCUCGCCUUCUUCACGCUCUUCUCAUCCUGCGGCCAGAUUCUGGGCUUCCCGGGCCAGGCCUCGUACGCGGCUGCCAACGCGUGCCUGGACGCCAUGGCGCAGCGCCGGCGCGCGCGGGGCGACAAGGGCACCCAGGCAAUUCUCUGGACUAGCUGGCGCGGCAUGGGCAUGGCCGCCAGCACCGAGUACAUCAAUGCCGAGCUCGAGGCCCGCGGCAUCAGCGAUGUGACCGAGGAAGAGGCGUUCCUUGCUUGGGACCGCAUUGCAAGCGCCGACGCCGCCGACACCGACGGGCUAGCGGCUGUGCUGCGGGCCCUGCCCAUCGACCACGACGAGGAGGUCGCGCACCCGAUUCUCGAGCAUGUCGCUCCGCGGAGGCCGGCCCCUGCUGCCGUUGCGGCGGCGGGUGAGGGAGCAGCGUUCGGUACGGUGCCCAGCAGGCCGGCGUCGGGCCCGGAGCUCGAGAGCUGGCUCGACGCGCAGCUGAAGUGGGCGGUGGCGGAUACUUUGGGCAUGAGUGCCGAGGAUGUAGAUGCGGCCGUGGCCCUGUCGGAGAUGGGCAUGGAUUCUGUCUUGACUGUGUCGUUCCGGACGCGCGUGCAGAAGAUGCUGAAGGUCAAGAUGGGGCCCACGCUUGCCUGGAAAUGUCCUACAGUUGGGCACCUGCUCAAGCAUUUUGCCAUUGAGCUGCAGGCUUAA
Molecule: messenger RNA, 5418 nt
Organism: Emericellopsis cladophorae
Lineage: Eukaryota; Fungi; Ascomycota; Sordariomycetes; Hypocreales; Bionectriaceae
Exons: 1
Coding region: 1-5418 (1805 amino acids)
Biological process (GO): fatty acid biosynthetic process; secondary metabolite biosynthetic process
Molecular function (GO): phosphopantetheine binding; 3-oxoacyl-[acyl-carrier-protein] synthase activity; fatty acid synthase activity
Source: RefSeq, a predicted model, not a curated record